This is a messenger RNA of Onychostoma macrolepis, 5041 nucleotides long. RefSeq names its product cytoplasmic dynein 1 intermediate chain 1 (gene dync1i1a). The transcript has 14 exons. The coding region runs from base 837 to 2417 and encodes 526 amino acids. Gene Ontology annotation, molecular function: dynein light chain binding; dynein heavy chain binding. Gene Ontology annotation, cellular component: cytoplasmic dynein complex. NCBI's taxonomy places the organism in Eukaryota, Metazoa, Chordata, Actinopteri, Cypriniformes, Cyprinidae. The record is from RefSeq and is a predicted model, not a curated record. Gene Ontology annotation, biological process: transport along microtubule.
UUUCUUUCUCUAAAAAUCUUUCAUUUCUAUACGAAUCAAAUUGUAUGAAUUUAAAUGAAAUUGCCACCCUCAUGAGAUUGGGUUGGUGUAAAACGAAUCAUGCAUCACACGGUCAUGGAGAUUCAGAACUCCAAUACACAUUGGAGUUGCAAAUGCCCGUGAAGCGACGCAACUAAUGAUGCCAUAGGACAUAUGACAAAGCCAGCAUGGCGGUUGUAGUACGUCCGGAUUUCAUUCACACAUUAAUGAUAUAGAGAAGAUACUUUUUAAACGGCCACAAAGUAAGUUCUUCACUAAAUGUCAUACCUGCUCAGUAUGCGAUUUCGGAUGUAGUGAAAAUGUCAAACAGUGACGGAAAAUGUGUUACUUUUUAAUUCAUUUGAGUGAAGAGCGAUUUAUUUUUAAAGUUAUGGACUGAAAAGUCCAUCAAGGACAAACUGUAAGGUCAUGAACGUAUAAAUGAUGUGCAAGGUCACAAGUUGUGUUUGGCAAUGAUAUUGACAUUGCAAAUAUGCAAAGGGAAUGUUAGCCUGGGGUUUAGGAAUGUGCGGUACCACAUCCAGAAACCAUGGUAAUACUAUGUAACUUUUUGUAAGGGUUUAUUCAGUUUAUUUAUUUUCAUAACUCUGUUCACAUUUCUCAUAUGUCCAUCCCACAAUUUAAUAUUAUAACCUUAGAAAGAUUUGGUGACAUAUCAUAUUCCUCAUGCGAUUCUCACAUCAUUUUCAUAUAAUACAUCUUCCAACAUGAUGCAUGGACCUCCUUAGCAUUGUUUCAAACUGCAUCCCCAUGUUUGCUGAUUUGAUUGGUCCUUUCUCACUGUUCUCCUGGCUUGCAUGAGGACCUUGCAGUGGGACACUGACCCCUCUGUUCUUCAGCUGCAGGCUGACUCUGAGCUCGGUCGUCGAACGCACAGAUUGGGACCUUCUAAGAUAACUCAGGUGGAUUUCCUGCCCAGAGAGGUGGUGUCCUACUGUAAAGAGACUCAGACACCGCUAGCAGCUCAUCAGUCUGAAGAAGAUGAAGAGGAGGAUGAAGAGGUCACAGAACUGAAAGCUGGCCCAGAAAAUGACCUGCAGGAGGAGGAAGAAAGCAAGGACACAAAGGAAGGCCACCCGCGGGAGCUGACGGAGGAAGAGAAACAGCAGGUUUUGCACUCGGAGGAGUUCCUCAUCUUCUUCGACCGCAGUAUUCGUGUGAUGGAAAGAGCUUUAGCUGAGGACUCCAACAUCUUCUUCGACUACAGCGGACGAGACCUGGAGGAUAAAGAGGGAGAUCUGCAGGGUGGCUCCAGUCUCUCUCUCAAUCGUCUGUUCUAUGAUGAGCACUGGUCAAAGCAUCGGGUCAUCACCUGUCUGGACUGGUCCCCUCAGUACCCUGAGCUCUUGGUGGCUUCCUACAACAACAAUGAAGACGCUCCUCAUGAGCCAGACGGUGUGGCUUUGGUGUGGAAUAUGAAAUUCAAGAAGACCACACCAGAGUACAUCUACCACUGCCAGUCUCCAGUGGUGUCCGUGGGUUUUGCUCGGUUUCAUCCUAACCUGUUGGUGGGUGGCACGUACUCGGGGCAGAUUGUUCUCUGGGACAACCGAAGUCACAGAAGAACGCCGGUUCAGAGGACCCCCCUGUCUGCUGCAGCACACACACACCCUGUCUACUGCGUCAAUGUGGUCGGCACUCAGAAUGCCAACAACCUGAUCACUGUGUCCACAGACGGCCGGAUGUGCUCCUGGAGCCUGGAUAUGCUGUCACAGCCUCAGGAGAGCAUGGAGCUAGUUUAUAACAAGUCUAAGCCGGUGGCUGUGACUGGGAUGGCCUUCCCCACUGGAGACGUCAAUAAUUAUAUAGUUGGCAGUGAGGAGGGAACAGUGUAUACAGCGUCCAGACACGGCAGUAAAGCUGGCAUCUGUGAGAUGUUUGAGGGCCAUCAGGGGCCAGUGACAGGCAUCAGUUGUCACAGUGCUGUGGGCCCUGUCGAUUUCUCCCACCUCUUUGUCACCUCUUCUUUUGACUGGACUGUAAAAUUGUGGAGCACAAAGCAAAACAAGCCGCUGUACUCCUUUGAGGAUAACGCAGAUUACGUCUACGAUGUUAUGUGGUCCCCUGUGCACCCCUCGCUCUUCGCCGCCGUGGACGGCAUGGGUCGUCUGGAUCUAUGGAACUUGAACAACGACACUGAGGUGCCCACUGCUAGUGUGACAAUAGAAGGAGCUCCUGCUCUGAACCGCGUCAGAUGGGCCUCUGGGGGCAAAGAGGUCGCCGUGGGAGACUCAGAGGGACGUGUGUGGAUAUACGACGUUGGAGAGCUGGCCGUGCCCCACAGUGAGGAUUGGGCCCGCUUCGGCCGCACGCUGAUGGAGAUCCGUGCCAACCGUGGGGACGGAGAGGAGGAGGGGCCUGUGGAGCUGGCCACGUAAACACGGGAUCAGAGUCAUCACCAACCCAGACUGAGCCUAAUGUAACACACCCAAUUAGCAAUGUCCACUAGUACUGUGCUGUUUACUCCAAUAAAAGGGUCCAUUUAUCCAGAUAAUGAAAAUUUGGUUAGUAGGGAUGGGUAAAAAUAUCACAUGAUUUUUUCCUCCAAACCACUUAAACCACAUCAAUUCUGUUGGUCAACUCAAUCAUGCAGUCACCUGUCAAGAAAAGUUCAGAAAUAUCUUCAGUGGAUCAGAUCAAUACAAACAGUGGGCCUAUGCUGUCAGGAUGAGCUACCAAGGCUAUACUGAGCUUAGGGUUUGGUUGGGGUCAAGGGUUAGUAGGUGGUUUAACGUUGUGUAGGUAGUCUGAACUGUGAUUUACAUGACCAGUACAGUCUUUAGAAUCAGCUAAAGGUGAGGGUUUGUGCUUAACUGGUUUAGAGGACAAAUCAUGAAUAAAUAUAGAUUUUCUUAUUUACUCCCUGCUGAAAAAAAAAAACAAUAGAACCCCGCCCAAAACACAAUAGAAAAUGUAAUGGUUUUAAUGCUUAUAAUGGAAAUUGUAUUGGUUUUAAUGGAAACUAUAAUGGUGUCUACUGGUAUGUGAUGGAUUCUAUUGGUGGGAUGUUAAAUCCUAUUGGAAAAAUGCCAAAAACACACUACAAAAAUGAAUUUUGAAAUGGUUUUACUGGAAAAAGCUAAUGGUUUAUAAUGAUAUUUUAAUGGAAACCAUUGGAAUUUCUGUGAUGGUUUCUAUUGGGCUUCUAUUGUUUUUUUUUUAGCAGGGCUGACAACUCCUUUCCUGAUUAAUUUCCCGAAAUUAAUCGUUUACUCUGGCUGCGUCUGAAAUCGCAUACUCUCUGAAGUAGGCCUACUUUGUUUAAGAAAUGUUCUGUAGAGGAUGAAUGUGUGUAGUACGAAUUUAAUCAAAACAUACUACAUUUGUAGUUUAAGAGCAGCACGGCCAUUUGUAAAUUUUAUGGGUCUGGCUCCGCUUUCAGCUCCGUGUGCUGCUUGAUAUUGCAGACCGUCUUACCAUAAUUAUGAACACAAUGGUUUGUAGUGCAAACAGUUUUACUUCAUAAUUUCCCUAUAGCGGCUAAUGAACCGGAAGUCUCGCAGAUUUACUUCCACUGAUCUAUAAUAAAAUAGCCUAUAGUAAUUUAUGUAGAUCAGUCAGUGCUUGUUAAAAUGUAAUCCGGGAACUUUUUCUCCUAUUGUUUUAUGAAUACUGUGAAUUCGGGCAUACUACUUUUUCACAGUUUUGCGAUUUCGGAUGCAGCCUCUAUUUCAGUGACGGCGUGACAAUGUAUUUGCACUGUGCUGUACGCGUCGCUAAACUAAUUUACAUAAACGCACAGUUUGGGCCAUGUUAUUUUUUAUUUAUUUAUAUUUUUCGUAAUGUGCAGGCUAAUGUACGAAGAUUAUCUGUAUCACGUGUUUCUUGCGCCGCUUUCCAGCAGCUGGUCUUCAGCGCCACAGCAAAUGAAUCAUAUUGUGAAUGUGAGUUGGCAGGGUCUGUGUGACUGUGAUGACUGUACAGCAAAUUAAUAAGAAACGUAUUGAGUGGUACUCGAGGAAUGCAUGUAAAAUAAACAUACACGACCAAUGUUGUCUAAAUCACGAAAGUACAUUUAUGAGCUGAAUAUUUUUGAUUCACUGAAAAGAAUGACUUGUUUGGGCCCGUUCAUAAAUUAUAGGCCUAUUAUAAUUUAUAGAAUUAGCGAAGAGUGUAUAUCAUGUCAUCAACAUAGACGUUGUAACUUUCUUUUACUCACCGCUGUCAUUCCAUAAUGAACGUGAAUAAUAAACACAGGCUUUUUAUGGGAAAGAGCCAUUUUGUGUCCUACACAAAGUCAAAUAGGUUUGGAAUGAAAUGAAGUUGAUUAAAUGACAGAAUUGUCCUAUUUAGGUGAACUGUACCUUAAAUGUUGUACUCUUGGGUUUGUUACUAAGCAUUAAAAUUAGGUUUCAUUUCUGUGCGCUUUAUGUACAGUUUUGUUGUGCGAGAGUUCAUUGUUUUUACGUUCCGUCUCAUUACCUUGAUUACAAUUACUGCUAAAUCAGUAACAUUUUUUAAAAUGUGCAUUUAAAAAAUGUGAAUUUGAGAAGAAAAAAAACGCUGCUAGAAAGGCAUCUUCGAUGUUGGUUCGUCGUCAUUUUAGCAUACUUGAAUAGUGUGUGUGUGUAUAUAUUUUUGUACUGAGCCCCUGCAUGAAGCAUUGACAAAUUAAGUUAUAUACAAGUUGGUGACUGUGUCAACAAUAUUCAAUAUUCAUUCGUCAGUGUUACAGCGAUGCAAGCAGGUAUUGUGUGCUUACUAAAGAUGUUUCACUUGUUAAAAAUAAUGUUACUGAAAACCAUAAGAGGUGUGUGGCUAAAUAAAACAAGUAUUGCAAAUAAAAGAUGCUUCUAGCAAACGUUUUUGUUUGAUCUCCUUUUAAUAAAUCUGUCUGUCCAUCAGUGCAUCUAUUGCUGCCAUACUUACAGUAAGGCACAAUCUUUACACACUAUAUGUACAAUCGACUCUACUGUACAGCUCAAUUUAGUCUUCACAUCAUUUUUCAAGGGGUUGACAAAUACAGUACUGACAAAUAUCAUCUGUAAAACCUUACUGCCAA